Messenger RNA from Macrobrachium nipponense, 3253 nucleotides. Its product is annotated as carboxylic ester hydrolase-like. The transcript has 13 exons. The coding region runs from base 286 to 2127 and encodes 613 amino acids. NCBI's taxonomy places the organism in Eukaryota, Metazoa, Arthropoda, Malacostraca, Decapoda, Palaemonidae. The record is from RefSeq and is a predicted model, not a curated record.
CAGAUGUAAACAUUAGCAAGUGUUGGGAAGACCAAAGCUCUGUCCCUGAGCCAGACUGUAUUCUCCAUCUCUGCUAUUUACCUUCUUGUUUUCGUUACAUUUCGGCUUUCCCUGUCGCUGCACUGCAUCCAGUACUUUACACGACGUUAUAGAACACAUUCCUCCAACGAUAUUCGGUGAUGCUUUGAUAAAUAAGCCUGUGAUACUAUCGUUUUAAGCGUAUUUUCCUCAAUAAUUUUUGUGUAGCGUGUUUUUAUUCAUUUUUUUCUGGUGGCAUUUCCGAAGAUGGCGAUAACAAGGAUACUUUUCUCGAUUCUUGUCGUAGCGACAUGGGUCGUGAGAGGAGACGCAGGGCAAGACGCCCCUGUCGCGAACACGGAGGAAGGGCGCGUCGUUGGAAUUCAGGAGCUGUCGACGAAAGGGAAGACCUUCUUCUCGUACUAUUCGAUCCCCUUCGCCCAGCCUCCCGUGGGAGGACUGAGGUUCAAGGAUCCCGUCCCAGCAUCCAGCUGGGAUGGCAUCUUGGACAGCAGGUCAGUUCCUCCUCUGUGUCUUCAAAUUCCCUUCAUGUCAGUGGGCUUUGGUAACAUAAGUCUCGUAGGACAAGAGGAUUGCCUCUUCUUGAACGUCUUCACCCACAAGCUCGACGAGGCUGGAAGCAACAGGAGGAGGCCAGUGCUCGUCUUCGUUCACGGCGGAGGGUUCUUUUCUGGGGGCACGGCUGACUACCUUCCUCACGUCCUGAUGAACGAAGAAAUCGUCUUCGUGACUCUCCAGUAUAGGUUGGGAAUCCUAGGUUUCCUCUCGACAGAAAACGACCUCAUUUCAGGAAACUUCGGCCUGAAAGACCAGACCGAAGCCCUGCGUUGGGUCCAGAGGAAUAUCGCCCACUUCGGCGGGGAUCCUGGUAGGGUGACGAUCUUCGGCGAGAGCGCAGGAGCAGCGUCCGUCCAUUUUCAAAUUCUGAGCCCAAAAUCGAAAGGAUUAUUCCAACGUGCCAUUCUGCAGUCUGGCACCGCCAUGUGCCCCUGGGCGCUUGGGGCUGCCCAUAUUGAAGUGGCCAGACACACUUCAAAGUUGGUCAACUGCCCCUCUCGACCGGGACCUGAGAUGAUCAGGUGCCUUCAGGAAGCACCGGCAGAGGAGCUCGCCAUAACGCUCAAGGAAUACUUUGGAUGGAUCCAUCGUCCUUUAUUGCUGGGUCCACGUGUGGACGGUGAUUACCUACCUGCUGAGCCAGACGUUCUCAUGAAGGAGGGGACAUUCGCCAAGAUGGACAUCAUCUCUGGAAUUACGUCCCAUGAAGGCGGACUUUUCGCCUUACCUAUGUAUGCAAAGGACGAACUCAGACGAGCCUUGGAGGACAAUUUCAGCCAGAUAGGACCAGUAGCCCUAGAAUUUGGACCUCUGGAUUACCAUCCUUCAGAGUGCGCGCGGAAGGUGUUCGAGUAUUACCUUGGUGGCGUCCACUUUGAUCAUUCAAAUGCAGAUGACGUCGUGAAGAUGUUCACGGACAGACACUUUGCAGUUUGUCACGACCUCGUCACGAUGCUGCAUUCAAAAAACGACGUUGAGCAUAAAACGUACAGGUAUGAACUCGAGUACAGAGGUGGGCUGUCAGUAGCUGACAGAUUUAACUUGAGCUUCGCCAAGCACUGGGUGACUCACGUAGACGACAUCUUCUACUUGUUCAAGGGCGGGAGGUGGCAGCCCCUGACUCACCCCAGGGAUCUGGAACUGAGGGACAUUUUCACGAGGUUAUGGGCGAACUUUGCCGAGACAGGAAAUCCCACUCCAGACAGCUCGAUGGGAUUUACCUGGGAGCCGUCUUCAGAGAGUAACCUCCACUACCUGUCCUUAACGACGUCUCCCCUGAUGACGCCUGAUAGACGAGAACAGGUCCGAGACUUCUUCGCCACUCUUCCUCUGCACCAGAACCAGAUCCUACAAGGCAGGUAUCCCUCGCAGUUUCUCACGACCCACCCGCCCGAAGAGGAACCCGAUUCCGUCACUCAUCUGCCGCCCACGACUACGCCCACGACCCAUUUCGCCGACAGCGUAGACCAUAUCGACAGCUCGGAGGAGAGAGAGUGGAAACCUUCGAAAAUCCGAAGGGACGAACUUUAGAUGAAAUGUUGUUAAUUGUUUUUUAAAUGCUGUUGAAUUGAGCAUUUUUUUUUAAGAUGCUGUUUUAAUGAGAGCUUUCAUCUUGAUUUGUUUUCUUAGUGUUUAUUUGUACUAUAUUUUGAUUUCUGUUGAAUUUGCUACAACGCAUAGUUUUGUGAAAAUCCUCAAAAUUUUUGUGUCAAGAUCCACAGGGUUUUGUAAUAAUGCUAUGGAUCAGUACUUUACCCUACUACUAUAAAACUUUGCCAGAACGAACUUUGUCUGAAUGAAAUAUUACUACAAUUUUCAAAAAUUGAUAUUCAACACAGACACGCACAAAUUUCUGAAUUCAGAAAUUUUACACAAAGGUUGUAGAUGUCUGUAGGAUGUGACGAUAAUCCAAGAUGGCUGAACAUCGCAUGCUGGCGAAGAAGACUGACUUAAACAGAAUCAUUAUGCUCUCAACGGUAAUCCCCGAUUGACUAUACCACUCUGAAGCAGACGCUGUGUGUGCGUGCGUGUGUGUGUGUGUGUGUGUGUGUGUGUGUGUGUCCCUGGAAGUUUGUUUCUUAAGCCGCAGGAAUGCUUUUGACAAAGCAACACUCGAGAGUAGUGGUGGUAUAGUGACGACGAAGUUCUAGAGAAACUCUGCCUCCCAUGGGAACUAUGUGAGCAGGUCGACGUGAUAUGCCAGGAACGCCGAAGGGGGCUGCAAUUUGCAUCCAUUGCAAGGCUUUAGAAUUUGGGAAACUUCUCUCUCUCUCUCUCUCUCUCUCUCUCUCUCUCUCUCUCUCUCUCUCUCUCUCUCUCUCUAUAGACGUUACAGGUACCUUCCAACCUCUAGUGUGGCUUGUGUGGUUCUUGGUACUAUAUGCUGGUAUUAAAGUUAAUAGAGUAAACGAGAAUAAAGAGGAAGGGGAAAGAUUGAGGUAUAUAUAUAUAUAUAUAUAUAUAUAUAUAUAUAUAUAUAUAUAUAUAUAUAUAUAUAUAUAGGGAAACGUUAGUUUAUGACCAUAUAUUAUGCUGAUAGGGUAUAUAGUUAUUCUACGUUUUAAGACGAAAAAUUAAAGACAGGCAAAAUUUUAUAGAAGGAAGGAAAAUUCCGAUGUUACUUGUGUUUUGGUAAGGAAAUACACCAGAUUUAUAA